Cottoperca gobio is the source of this 955-nucleotide messenger RNA. It is a transcript of the gene fam47e, whose product is annotated as family with sequence similarity 47 member E. The coding region runs from base 101 to 925 and encodes 274 amino acids. Gene Ontology annotation, cellular component: chromatin. The record is from RefSeq and is a predicted model, not a curated record. Gene Ontology annotation, biological process: transcription initiation-coupled chromatin remodeling. The transcript has 5 exons. Lineage: Eukaryota; Metazoa; Chordata; Actinopteri; Perciformes; Bovichtidae.
GCGAAACACUCGGGGCAGGUCAGAAGAAGAAGUUUAGUUUUCUAAAACUAUAUAUUUAACAAUAAAUGAAUUCGUAAAUAAAUAAUCCUUACAACGAGGGAUGGAAAUGAAACACACGCCACACAUUUUCCCUUGGUACAAGGAGAGGUUGCAGACCAAGUAUCUUAAAGCCACAGCAAACAAGAUUUCCUCGGUCAACAGUUGUUGUCAACUUGUAAACGUGAGCCUCAGCGACUUUAGCGAUUGCUCGUCAGUCUUAUCCGGGGACCGGAGAGGUGUCUCACCGGUUCUUUUCCACCAUGACACUCCAAACCACAACUCCAGUCAAAAGCCUACAAAGUGCGUGUCUAAAGAACACACUUGCUUUUCAAAGCAGAUGACCCAAAAGCAGAUUCGCAGAGAAUAUGUGGCUGCUGUGGAGGAGAAACUCAAACAGCAUCCUCUGGCUGUGUUCUCGCUCUACAAGGAUCACAUGACCCCAGAGUUAUUUGAUAAGGUGGUAUCCGUUUUGGACCCAGACAUGAGCGGAAACAGCGCAUCUGCUCUUCCUACGCCUACAGGAGACCACGCGGAGGAGGAAGAUGAAGAGAACUGUACAGGGCCAAAAAAGGAAGAAGUGAAGAAAACUAAACACAGAACCUCUGCUGAUAAAAUCAGCUCUGAUUACCAAAAUCAAAGUCCCAGAAACCCUUAUAUUCUACAAAUGAAUGGAAAUGGUAACGAGAAAGGCCGCACGGUCAAAGUGAACAAACUGUGCACCCACAAGGACAAGAAAGUAGCCGCCAAACUUUUCAGCAGAUGGUUUGCAUCUCCGGAUGAAGAGACCAAUGUUACUGAAUAUGAAAUACUGGGCCUUCAAGACUCCUCAUCACCAACUUUCCCCAUUCAAGCGGAGGACGCCAACAAUGUUUCAGGUCAAGAAUAAAAUCCUGUCAAAGCCACAAACAGACGGGAC